Messenger RNA from Echinococcus granulosus, 1704 nucleotides. Its product is annotated as UDP-GlcNAc:betaGal beta-1,3-N-acetylglucosaminyltransferase. Gene Ontology annotation, cellular component: membrane. Bases 1 to 1704 code for a protein of 567 amino acids. Lineage: Eukaryota; Metazoa; Platyhelminthes; Cestoda; Cyclophyllidea; Taeniidae. Gene Ontology annotation, molecular function: hexosyltransferase activity. The transcript is spliced from 4 exons. The record is from RefSeq and is a predicted model, not a curated record.
AUGGAGUGUGUGACAGCCACCACCAGUUCUGGCAUUCAAGGGCGCAUCUACGUGGAUGAGGUCUCCGAUCUCUCGCACACUUGCGGCAAACCAGCUGCUGCCAAGGCAUCUAUUCUGGAGGCGCUUUCUUUCCAGAUUCCCACGUUGGGAGCAGGAGGUCACAGCACGGCGACAGCAUCGCAUUCCAAUAAGGGUUUGGGUGAAGCUACGAUGUCUCCGAAACUCAUGGCCUAUCCUUCUAGACGGAUUCGUCGGUUGGAGGCCUUGGCUAGGAAUGGAGUGUCUUGUGGUCUGGUAGCCAUCAUCCUCUUCUUCAUCAUUGAAGUGCAGAUUCUCUCCUCAAGCAUCGAUCAUAUCCCUCGAAAACAACUGCAACUCAUUGAAGAAGGUGAAGUAAAAGAGUACAAAAUUGGGAUGGAGAAUACGAUUCCCUCGACAGUGUGUCGAUGGCCGCCGUCGGAGAUUGGAAAUAUUGUGGUGAAGGAGGUCUUCAAUAUCACCCUCUGUGUGCGAGGUUCGUUGCAACCACGAAGGCGUAAACGGACAAAAGCAUAUACGCUGAAUGAACUCUUUGGGUUAUCGAAAAUGACGGGAUCCUUUGCCUUUGACGAGUUCAGUUUGCUGCCGCGGCGAUUUUGGGGAAGAAUGAGGGUUCCGGAGGCCUAUCUAACCUACCCUCAGGAUGUUCCCAUGACGGACGUUGUUGAGGGCAUUAAAAGGGGCCUUCCUGUGCUCGAGCCCAACAUCCCCAAUGCACCAACUCCAGAUGUUCUGUAUUCGUCUUCACUGCAACAAGCUGAUGUGACACAUGUUGCAUUUCAGAUGCCAGAUUACAACUUCCCAAUUACAAUUCUCAGUGCACCAAAGUCGGCAUGCCGAGAGGGUGAACAGUACGACCUCGUAGUAGUUUUCAAGAGCGCACUGCUGGCGUGGAAUGCACGAUCGUCCAUUCGUGAAUACAUGCAUUAUGAGAAAAGCCGAGGCAGUGGAAUGAAAGUAGGUGUGGUUUUUAGCGUGGGUUUGCCCAGGAAGCACGGUGGCAGGAUGUUUGAUCGUGAUGGUGAAGUGAUCAGUCUGCCAGGUUCGGCUGGAGACCUGCUGGAAAUGUACGAUGGUCGAGAGGCGGAGGUGAUGGCGCGUAUCUACAAAGAAAUGCAAAUGUGCGACGACAUCCUGCUGGCAGACUACGAAGACACGUACUACAACCUCACUUGGAAAACCGUCACCAAUUACCGGUGGAUGUCGGCAUUUUGUAGAGUGGAAGAUGUCAAGCUCUUCAUGACCAUGGAUGACGACCAUCGAGUAAAUCUCUCCAUGGUGGCUGCCUUCUUGAACCGUGUUCCACAAUACACAAGACGCAAUUCCAUCUUCGGAUCUGUGGCCAGGAGAGACUUUGCUCACCGAUCGCCUCGCAACAAAUUGUACCUCUCCUUUCGCGAAUUUCCGUGGGACCGCAUGUACCCUUACGCAAGAGGAUUUGCCCAAUUAGUUGGGCCCGACAUUGUUGCCGACAUCGCGAUCGCGACAGCCUACACCCGAUACAAUUACGCGCCUGAAGAUGUUUACAUAGGAAUGGUUGCCUUGAAGCUUGGAAUUCCCAUCUACGAGGAGGCGACCAUGUAUGAUCAUGACCUCUACAGAAGACGUAAUAGGAAAAGACGUCCAGCUAUGAUUGCUUUGGCUGAGUACUUCCCAACAACCUGA